Molecule: messenger RNA, 288 nt
Organism: Arabidopsis arenosa
Lineage: Eukaryota; Viridiplantae; Streptophyta; Magnoliopsida; Brassicales; Brassicaceae
Source: the annotation of a GenBank genome assembly
ACAGGAAGCUAUCGCUGGAAAAGAAAAAACUUCGGAAGAAGAUUCAUCGAAUGCAACGCAGGGUCACUGCGAUAUCAAGGGAUCUUCACAUCCUUAGUUCUCACCCCGGAGAGUGGAUUGAGCUCGGAAUCUCUGAUUUUGCUCGCAUCCCGGAUUGUAUGAUGCCAGUUCUUGACCUCGCAGGUCAAGGAGUUCAAGUGUUUUGUUCUCCGGGAGGGUUUUCCUAACUCGAAGUGUGCGAAGAUCGACACUUUGUCUUGUUCGUUUGAAUAAAUGUUUUGCUUCCAG